Messenger RNA from Neoarthrinium moseri, 4134 nucleotides. RefSeq lists its product as uncharacterized. The transcript has 4 exons. The record is from RefSeq and is a predicted model, not a curated record. Lineage: Eukaryota; Fungi; Ascomycota; Sordariomycetes; Amphisphaeriales; Apiosporaceae. Gene Ontology annotation, molecular function: structural constituent of nuclear pore; protein binding. Gene Ontology annotation, biological process: protein import into nucleus; poly(A)+ mRNA export from nucleus; transcription-dependent tethering of RNA polymerase II gene DNA at nuclear periphery. Bases 1 to 4134 code for a protein of 1377 amino acids. Gene Ontology annotation, cellular component: nuclear pore outer ring.
AUGUUUUCUUCGCUGAACAACAACGGCCCCGCCGCUGCCUCGACCCCGGCGAGCAGCACCCGUGGCCGCCGCCGUCAGCGCCCUGCGAGCUCUGACGAGUCGGUCCGCCAGCCCAAGGCAAAACGGGCCAGGAUCCCGUUGAACGAGCAGACCUUUCUCAACCCAGGAGCCACUGCCGAACCCGCCCAGGAGACAUACGAGGUCAAGGCCGCCCGGCCCUCCAUCACCGAGCGGAGGCAGGACGGCGUCGAGAACACUCCGCCCCAGGUCCCCAAGAAGGAGCUCAGCUUCCGCUCCAAAAAGGCAAAGACGGGCGAGCGCCUCAACAAGGGCGACGGCAGUGUCGUAUUAACGAGCAACAACGCUUUCGUCGUUAGCAAACUCCCCGCGCUUCCAGACAGGCUGCGAGCCGAUGCACAGAGCCGACAACAUGGCACCCUCGACUCCUCGGCGGGCUACGCGCUCAGUCUCACCCACACCCAUGCCGUCGUAUGGCCUUACGCAUCGACGACGCCCUCGCCCGAAUCAUUUGUCUUCACACUGCCGUACCCUUCGAAACACUCGACAGACCCCUUGCCCUUAGGCUCGCUCGUGCCCCCCUCCGCCUCGUCUACGGAGCCCGGUCUCGUUGUCGUCAUGCCCACGAGUGGCAAGAUCACCUACUGGGAAUCCAUAUCAAGUGCGACAACCCUCGACUUCAUUCGACAACAACGGAAUGGCGUCGAAGACUCGAUAUCCGGAAUGUGGUCCAGCGAGACCGUGAUUCAGGUCGUCGGUGCUGAGUCGGCAGGAGGCUUCAUCCUGGCUUUCAGCAGUGGUCGCAUGGCUUACAUGAGUGUCAGAGACGCGCACGGAAGACCACAGGUUGCAGUCCAGUUCUUGCGCACAACCUUGGGCCCUUCGGCAGGUGGGAUAUUUGGCAGUAUUCGAAGUGUGCUUUCUCAUUCUUCCAUCCAAGGCGACAUAGCUGCUGUGAGAUCCGACCGUUCAUCAAAACAAGGAGAGCAAACCGUGGUUGCUGCUACAACCAAGGGUAGACUACAUGCUUGGAAGAUCCACCGCGGUGGCCACCAUGACCUGCUCACGGAAUUCGAUGCCAAGGACACUCUGAUAAAUUCUAUCUUCCGGCAUGAGACGGGCUCUCGGUUUUCGGCUGACUCGCUCAAAAUCCACGACUUCGCUUUUGUGCCCAAGGACUUAGAUGUCAGGCACUCCGAGAUGAGUCAACUAAGCAAGACUCCAGCAUCCGGCGACUAUCAACACCUACUUGUUCUAACGUCCUUAAGCACGAAGAACGUCAGUCGGUAUUUUCUUGUAGAGGUAUUAGUGCCAACCGGCGCCUCGCCAGAUCUACCAGUCACAGUUGGUGCUGUCAGACCUAUCAAAAGCUACACAACUCCUCCGGACACCCACGCCCUUGCCAAACCGAGGCUCUAUUUACCGAGGCCGGCGGUCGUUGCGUUUGUGGUCCUCGAACGUGCUGUCAUUAUCGCGUCGGUUGCAAAGGUCCCGGACUCCCCCGAGUCCCAGUUAUUGGAGGACAAUGACAUCUUGCCUGCAACGUACGAAGAUGUUGUAGAUCUGAGGGCAGACCCGACUCUGGAGAUUGUGGGAUCUGGCAGUGAAGAGCCUUUGAGCGCAGGAUCUGAGGAGGUUCGAGCCCACCGGAUUAGGACAAAGAAUCCCGCUGUUGCCAUCCUCGUUCGCGGCGCAGGAACCCUUCGAGUCACAACUACGGAUAUCGAACGUUUUGCCAGUGAGAAGCCGCCGCAAAUCACCGCUAAGAGCAAGCUGGAGCAGGCUGUCUUCUUCGGCAUCAAGGAAGGGAAUCCCUUGGUCUUCGACAUACCGCGGGAUCUACCCUUCAGCGACCAGGAGCUGGCCGAUGCUGCUCUUGAGCUCAGCCAAGAUAUCUUGACAUCCAACAGCCCCCACCUCACUGCGCUAGCACCAAAGUUGGGGGACAACAUGCAAGAACGGGUCAAGGCGCUGGAGAAACUCAUUACUCACCUUAGAAGCUUGAAAGUCAACCUCAGCCGCGCCACGAAAUGGGAGUUGCUUUGGAAAGCUGAGAGACUGCAGGCCGCUCGUUUCGUUUGGACGAAGCAUGAGAAAUUCAUGCAAGCCCGCCCGGACGAGACCAAGAAAGAUCUGGUUGCAGAAAUCGUCGGUUAUAUACGUAACGAGGAGAAGAACCCGCCGAAUGUGGCCAAGGGUGAAGUGGACUCGCUUCGUCACUGGUUCAUCCAUGAUGCGCACCGAAUGGAAUUUUUCCUUGCUUGGGCUUAUGAGGUCAUCAAGUAUAACACCAGAGCCAAGGCUGAUGAGUCAACCAUUACACGAUUCAUUUACGAGGCUGUCGAGAUUAUGAACGGCAGCAUCCGCGACGCACUGGACUUCCGCAGGAGGCAUCUCGCUUUGUAUUCCUUGCAAGAUGAGAAGAUGGCCAGCGGGAUCCUGGCGGAUGAUUACGCCGGUCUACCGACCCCUUGGACCUGUGAACAGACCUUGACCAACAACCUUCGACGUAUGGUCGAACUGUCCACCGAGUGGGUCAAGGCACACUACAACCCUGAUCAGGCCGGUGAUGCUGAUCACAACUUGGUUCAGCGCACCCGCGCCUUGCUACCUGAUCUGACUGAAGUGUACCUGACAGCACUUCAAGAACUCACACGUUGGGCACUUGCCAGCGAGAAUUCAAAUUACCAGAAGGCUGGCCAAACUUGGCAGCAGACAUAUCUUAGUGACCGCCAUGAGAAGGUCAUUGCACUUGCUGCCUCGGAGAAUUGGGAUGCCGCGUACAAGCUCGCCGAGCAGCACCAAUGCUUGACAGCUCUGGCACAAGUACUGAUCAGCGAGAAGGAGGAGCUCAAAUUCACCCUUGAGCAGGGUGGUCUGUCACCCAACGAAGCACAACGUCUUCAGGAUCUCCAAGAUGCCAAAGAGAUACAAACCCAGGGCUACCUCGACAAAUAUGGCAAGGACUUUGCCUUCCCUUAUUAUGAUUAUCUCAUUGCACGGUCCGGUGUUGACUCGCUCCUCGAAGCAAAAGGCGACAGACUCUACAAGACGGCAUUCCUUCGCACUAAGCCGGAGCUCUCCAGGAUAUCAUGGAUCAACGAUAUAAUCGGAGAGGAUGACAUCGUCCACGCAGCAAACACCCUUCUUGACCUUGGCCUGAAUCGUGAACAGCAGUUAUGGAACAGGAAAAUUGAGUUGAGUCUGGGCAAGCUCGCGCGGAUGGCUGAAGCUUCGCGACCGUCAAGCAAGGCCUCGACUAGCAUACAAGAGGCUGUUGUCAACGCCGCUGUUGCGGACGCGAGCGUAGAGACAAUUGACAAGCAACUCGCCAUCAUCAAAGUCCAAGAUCAACUUUACGGCCAGAUCAGUCCCAUCAUCAAGACCGCAGUCGACGAGUCGGCACAGCUGCCGGUUGCGAUGGAGGCAUUUGCCAUGAAGAUACCUAAGAAGUACAAGAUCUUGUCCGAGAUCUUUGAGGACGGUUUAAGUCGGUUGCUAAGACACGAGGCCUUGGAUCCUCUCACAUUGAUCGACCUCCUCACCAUGAUUCAGCCCGACCCUGAACUGAAACAGCUGAUGCCGGAUCAGUUCUUCCAGGCUAUCGAGGUUGCGAAUAAUGGUCUUAGUGGACAAGAGCGUGAGCAAGCUGAGCGACUCAUCUGGAGGAGGUGCUACUUGCGAGAAGAUUGGACCAAGAUCAACAACACUUCGCUGAAGGCUGAUUCUGAUAUCGCGGAAGUCUUAAGCAACCUCGAGUUGUUCCAAGUCUUCUGUGCUCUCUAUACAAUCCAACAAGCAUCUGAGGAACCUAACUACCGACGAUGGUUGCCUUCAGAAGCACUCGGUGUGUAUACGGAAACACCCGACAAGCGCUUCAAGCAACAGGACAAGAGCCGCCGCGAGAAGCUUCUCGAAGCCAUGCAGUGGGAGAACAACAACCUCAAGAAGCACAUCGAGAAACACCGGUUGGACCAGUGGGCCAAAGAAACUCAGAAGCUUGCCGAGGAGGCCGUGGAUCACAACAUGGAUAUACAGACGCAGGAGGGAGCGAACUUACAGUCGCCUUCACAGACAGGGCUGGUGAAUGGCACGGCCCAGAAUGGCGCUCACUAG